AUGGAAGUGCUCAAAUCUAACUUCGAAUCAAAGCUUCCUCUCAUAGAAAAAGCUUUAUUAGAAGCUGAUUUUAUCGCCAUUGAUGCUGAAUUUACAGGUCUUCAAACGCCAGAUAUCCAAUUUCAACAGAUUGACGAUUUAGCAGUUCGCUACUCUAAAAUGAAAAGUUGCGUCCAAGAGUUUACUAUCAUUCAGUAUGGCGUAUGUGCCUUCAAAAAGGAUGAGCAAACCGAAGCUUAUCAUGCCAAACCGUUCAACUUUUAUAUAUUUGGUGCUGAUACAAAUGAAGUUCAAAGCCGAAGAAUUUUUUCUGCUACACCAAGUAGUUUAUCCUUUCUAAGGUCCAAUAAGUUUGAUUUCAACAGAUUAAUUGAAGAAGGUAUCCCCUUCUACAACUUCAAUGAAGAAAAUUCAAUGUUCCAGUCAGUUCAAGGCACCAGUGUCCUUAAUCGCCGAACGAUGAUCAAAGAAUCUACACUCAAUAAAUCGGGCAAAAGCUUCCUUGACUAUAACCGCAACACCAUCAAGAGAUGGUUACAGGGAAAUACAGAGAAACCACUUAUAGUACAAGUGAAUAGCAAUUUUUACAGGAAAUUGAUCUAUCAAGAAAUUCAGGACAGCAAGUAUAAUGGGUUUUUGCAAGCGUCACAGAGAGAUAGUAGACAUCUGGAAAUUACAAGGGUUAAAGAAGAAGAAAAACGCAAAAAGUCUGCAAAUUCUCCAAAAUUAAAUUUUCGCACCAUAAUCGAUAUGAUAAGACGUGCAAAAUGCCCAGUAGUAGCUCAUAAUGCAGCAUUCGAUAUUUUUCAUACUGUUGAUCAGUUUUGGCAAUAUUUACCAGAAAAUAUUGAAGACUUCAAAACGAUCUGUAACAGCAUGUGGCCAACGAUUGUUGAUACCAAGUAUUUGGCUGAAUACCACCCUAUUCUGAAGACCUGUUUUGAUACUACUGUUUUGGGUUCCUUGUUCAAUUCUAUCGAAGCAGAGUUGAAGGAAGCUGGAGAAGAGAUUGUUAUGGCUGAAGGUUUUGAUAGGUAUAAAAAUACUGAAAAUGAGCACGAGGCUGGCUACGAUGCUUAUAUGACAGGAACAAUUUACCUCGCAUUCAUAAAAUUCAUUCACGAAAAACAAGAGGAACAAAAGCGGAAAGCAGAACAAAAGGAGUCUCUGAAAAGAAAGAGAUCAUCGUUGGAAGACAAUUCAGAAAGCAGCUCUCCCUCUACCGCUUCAACUCAAGUCAACCGAAAAACAAUUUUCAAGGAUGAGGAUAAUGGAGUCGAGAUGGAUACAGAAGUUGCGAAAGAGGCGUUAGACGAUCGAAGGAGUGAGAAAGAAGAAGGAGAAGCAGAAACAUCAAGUGAGUCUGACUCAGAGUCUGGUUCUGACUCUGACUCGGGCUCUGAUUCUGACUCGGGCUCUGACUCUGAUGACUCUAAUAAUGAAGGAAUAAAGUCUAGAAAUAUUUUCAUGGACAAGUCGAUUAGGCCUUAUUAUGGUCGCAUAUUUUUAAUGCGCAGUGAUACACCUUACAUCAACUUGAAGGGACAAGAAACGAUUGAAAUCGUGACGUACCCUAAUAAAUUCUUCCUUCAUAAUAUUCCUCCUGGAUUGACAAACACAGCACUUGAGAAGCUGUAUGAAACAAUUCAACCAUUUGCCGUUUCCUGGAUUAAUGAUCACAGUGCUUGGAUCAUUUUGAAAGAUGAAACGAAAAUACCGUUCGUCAAGCUAGGUUUGUUGGGUUUGUCUCUAGUGCAAAGCUUUCUACCAGGCUGUUCCCGCCAAGCUGAAGGACAAGCCUAUGGAAUUACAAAAGAAGCAGGAAAAAUGGAGCUUUUAUCUCAUCAGCAAUGGCAAGAAAUAUACGGUCCCAAAAGAACUGUGAAUUACAAUAAUACAGCAUCUAUUAUGAGACUUAAUAAUUUUAACACAGUCCACCCAGUUGUUUCCGGUACCACUGUCACUGCUACAGCUGCUUCUGCCGUUAGCGCAGAUAUUGUUACUAAUGCAGAAAACGUUGAAAUAGCGAACGACUUGGAACGCGUGCCAGAAGGCGGAGCGGGCUAUGAUGACCUAGAUAUACCAAUUCCACCAUCAUUUGCAGUUUCAAUGAAGAGAAAGAGGAAGGAGGAUGACGACAUAGACCUUGAUGAGUCAGUAAACAAGCAACAGAGGACAUCUUUCUAG
Mycotypha africana is the source of this 2187-nucleotide messenger RNA. RefSeq names its product CAF1 family ribonuclease-domain-containing protein. NCBI's taxonomy places the organism in Eukaryota, Fungi, Mucoromycota, Mucoromycetes, Mucorales, Mycotyphaceae. Gene Ontology annotation, biological process: snRNA 3'-end processing. Gene Ontology annotation, cellular component: cytoplasm; Cajal body. The transcript has 9 exons. The coding region runs from base 1 to 2187 and encodes 728 amino acids. The record is from RefSeq and is a predicted model, not a curated record. Gene Ontology annotation, molecular function: 3'-5'-RNA exonuclease activity; snRNA binding.